GUUUUUCAGUUUAUUAAGAUUAUUACAGAGAGUUUUUGUUUAUGCUUUUAUACAACUGCUCAUAAACAAAACCAGAAUCGUUUUUCUUUUCUUUUAAACCUUAAUUCUUCAUUUGAAUCCAUUAAAAUAUUCCUUCUUUAUUUUCUUCCAUUUAAAUUGUUCUUUCAAGUGUAGUGGUGUUUGUCCUGACAAGCAAUUUUUUUUGAAGUUUUCUGGUUAUGAAUUUUUGUUUGGGGUUUCAAAGCUUCCAUCUUUUAUAAUGGGGUUGAAGAAGCCCCUAUGUUUAAAGCUGUGGACUAUUGUUUUAAAGUUUGGAUCCAAUUUAGGAUCUUGUAAUUGAAGGGAGUAAAUUGCAAUCAAAAUGAUGUUGUCAGCGUCAGCUCCCUCGGCGGCGAGAAGCUCACUGGAGGAAAUGUUGGAUUCGAUAAGGCGGCGAGAUGAGGCUAUGGAGAAGUUUAAAGACUUGCCUCCUGCUUUGCCAGCUCGGCCCACGUCAAAAGCAAGACUUCCCUCCGCGAGAAAAUCACUGCCUACGGACUUUAAAGUUGGCGCUAAUGGCCAAAUAGAAAGUAAAAUUGAAACUGUUGAAGAUGAUAGAGGGAAGGAGGAGAAUACAAAGAGGAAGGAGAAGGAACUCGGGUAUAAAAUAGGAAGUUUUGGAAGUAAAAAGAUGAGGAAAGAUCAUAAUUGUGAGGAUUCAAAUCCUUAUGCUGAAGAUAAGAAGAAUGAGGCAGUGAGAGGGCCGAUUGCUGGUUCAAUGCCGAAGGUUGAAGAGCCAGAGUGGGAUGAUAACAUUGGUUAUUUUCUCAAGAAGAAACUACGUAUUUGGUGUCAAAUUGCAAAUGGGAGAUGGGGUUCAGGAAGAAUACAGUCAACUUCAGGAGAUGAAGCUGUUGUUUCACUUUCAGGCGGAAAUUUCAUAAAGGUGCCCAUAGCAGACCUCUUGCCUGCAAACCCGGAUAUCCUCGAGGGUGUGGAUGAUCUUAUAAAACUUAGUUAUUUAAACGAGCCAUCAGUUCUUUACAAUCUUAAGCACCGGUAUUCUGAGGAUAUGAUUUAUAGUAAAGCAGGGCCUGUAUUGAUUGCUGUCAAUCCCUUUAAACCUGUGCCACUUUUUGGAGAUAAAAUUAUCGAGGCUUACAAACAGAAGCUUAUGGACAAUCCUCAUGUUUAUGCCAUAGCAGACACUGCUUACAGUGAGAUGAUGAAAGAUGAAAAAAAUCAGUCAAUAAUCAUAAGUGGUGAGAGUGGGUCCGGGAAAACUGAGACAGCAAAAUAUGCAAUGCAAUACUUAGCUACGCUUGGUGGUGGUACUGGUGGCAUAGAGACUGAAAUUCUUCAGACCAACUGUGUACUCGAGUCAUUUGGAAAUGCAAAAACAUCCAGGAACGGAAACUCCAGUAGAUUUGGCAAGCUGAUUGAAAUUCAUUUCAGCUCAUUAGGGAAGAUAUGUGGGGCCAAAAUUCAAACUUUUCUGCUGGAAAAGUCAAGAGUAGUUCAAUUGGCCAAUGGUGAAAGAUCCUACCAUGUCUUCUAUCAGCUAUGUGCUGGUGCUCCAUCAAUUCUUAGAGAGAGAUUGCAUCUUAAAAUGGCUAGUGAGUACAACUAUCUUAACCCGAAGAGAUUGAAUCUUAAAAUGGCCAGUGAGUACAACUAUCUUAACCAAAGUGAAUGUUUAUCAAUUGAUGGCGUUGACGAUGCCCUUAAGUUUCAAAAGUUAAUGGAAGCCAUGGAUGUUGUUCAAAUUUCCAAAUCGGAUCAAGAACAAGUAUUUGCUAUGCUUGCUACAAUAUUAUGGCUUGGAAACAUAUCGUUUCAAGUAAUUGACAAUGAAAAUCAUGUGGAGGUGUUGGCUGAUGAAGCUCUGACCAAUGCUGCAAGGUUAAUGGGUUGUAGCUUAGAAGACUUGAUGCUCGCUUUAUCAACACAUAAAAUUCGAUUUGGAAAGGAUGAUGUUGUAAAAAAAUUGACAUUCCGUCAGGCAAUUGAUAGAAGAGAUGCAUUAGCAAAGUUUAUCUAUGCAAGUUUGUUUGAUUGGCUUGUGGACCAAAUCAACAAGUCUCUUGAAGUGGGCAAACUGAGGACUGGGAGAUCCAUUAAUAUCCUUGAUAUUUAUGGGUUUGAGUCAUUCAAGAAUAAUAGCUUUGAACAAUUUUGCAUAAAUUAUGCAAAUGAAAGGCUGCAGCAACAUUUCAACAGGCAUCUGUUUAAACUUGAACAGGAGGAGUACGAAGAGGAUGGGAUUGAUUGGACUAAAGUUAAAUUUGACGACAACCAAAAUUGCUUGAACCUCUUUGAGAAGAGACCGUUAGGACUAUUAUCUUUGUUGGACGAGGAAUCAAAUUUCCCAAAUGCCACUGAUUUGACCUUUGCUAAUAAGGUUAAGCAGCACUUGGGUGGCAACUCUUGCUUUAAAGCUGAAAGAGGAAGAGCCUUUGCAGUUCGGCAUUAUGCUGGAGAGGUUACAUAUGAUACAAAUGGCUUUCUGGAAAAGAACCGAGAUCCUUUGCAUUCUGAUCUCUUCCAGCUACUAUCAUCAUGCAGUUGCAAACUGCCGCAGUUGUUUGUCGCCCAAUCAUCUUAUCAAUCUGAGAAGUUAUCUAGUAAUUCAGGUCUAUCUUAUGGAUUGGAAUCCUCAAAGCAAAGUGUUGGUACAAAGUUCAAGGGUCAACUCUUCAAACUAAUGCACCAGUUGGAGAACACCACACCUCAUUUCAUACGCUGCAUAAAACCAAAUUCUAAGCAGCUUCCUGGUGUGCAUGAAGAUGACCUUGUGUUGCAACAACUACGAUGUUGUGGAGUUCUAGAGGUUGUUAGGAUCUCGAGAUCUGGAUAUCCUACUCGAAUAACUCAUCAAGAUUUUGCUCAAAGGUUCGGGUUUCUACUCUCCGACACAACUGUAUCUCAGGAUCCGCUAAGUAUAUCGGUAGCUGUUCUGCAACAGUUUAGCAUACCCCCUGAAAUGUAUGAAGUUGGGUAUACUAAAGUGUAUCUUCGUACAGGACAGAUUGGCAACUUGGAGGAGAGGAGAAAGCAAGUUAUGCUUGGAAUACUUGGGGUUCAAAAGCAUUUUCGCGGUUGCCAAGUUCGUCGUGAUAUGAACGAACUGAAAAAAGGAGUGACGGUAUUGCAAUCAUUUGUACGUGGUGAAAAUGCCAGAAGGUGGUACGAUUGUAAUGUAAAGGGAUGCACAAAUAGCACGGAGGUGCCUGCCCCAAUGAUUGAUAAUAAGCUGGUGGCAGUCAUUUUCUUGCAAUCUGCAAUUCGUGGGUGGUUAGCUCGGAAACAAUUUAGUGACAAGCAUAAAGUUAAAGAACUAACUGACAAUGUAAAUAUUAGAAAAAGGCGUAUAAAGAAGAUUCCAGAAGUGAAGGUCACACCACAAGAGCAUGUUGAUAUUCAGGGUUUAAUUAUGUCAGAGCUUCAUAGGAGGGUUGCCAAGGCAGAAGUAUCCCUGAUACAUAAGGAAGAGGAAAAUGCUUCGUUGCGGGAGCAAUUAAAGCAGUUUGAGAAAAGGUGGUCUGAUUACGAGACAAAAAUGAAAACAAUGGAAGAAACGUGGCAAAUGCAAAUGGAGUCAUUGCAAACAAGUCUUGCUGCAGCCAGGAAGAGUCUUACCGCUGACAACACCGCCGUUCAACCUGGAAAACUAGAUUCUUUUCCAUCACCUGGAUAUUAUGAUUCCGAGGAUAAUAAUACGCCCACAGGAGCUCAUACCCCUGGCGGAUGCACACCCAGCAAAACCACUAUUGCCAUUCCUGAUGUAAGAUUGGGGAGAGAGACUAAUAACGGUCCUGUAAAUGCGGUUAACAUUCUUGCAAAAGAAUUUGUGCAGCAGAAACAAACUUUCGACAGUGAUGUUCAAGCACUAGCCGAGGUUAAAGCAGGGCAAUUAGUUUACGAGACGAAUCCCGACGAAGAGCUUAGAAAAUUGAAAAUCAGAUUUGAGGCAUGGAAGAAAGACUAUAAGGUUAGAUUACGAGAUACAAAGGUUAGACUUAACAAAGUUGGGCAUGGAGAAGGUGAUAGAAGAUCUCGAAAAUGGUGGGGAAAGAUCGCGUCGAGAAGAUGAAAGGCGGAGAUGCGAAUGCCGGAGAUAUUAUGUUACCAAAGCUUCCAUUCGCUCUCUCCAUUGUAAGAUGAUCACUUUGCUAUUUGUAGAAAGAAUAAUUGGUCUUUCUAUGCUGUGAGGGUAGCAGUAGCUGGAGAAAUUGUAUCAAUGUAUAUCCACCAAACUGUUGAUUGGUGUGUAUAGUCAAAUAGGUUUAGGUGAGAGAUUUCAGAUUAAUUGUCUCUCUUUUUUUUUUUUUGGCAAAGUAGGAUAGGUUAUUUGUAUAUAGUAUGAUGAUGUUAUCAUAGAUGUAAUUAGAAAUUUGGUCAUGAUGGAAUGAAAUUGUCCAUUUGCCUGCUA
Molecule: messenger RNA, 4411 nt
Organism: Mercurialis annua (annual mercury)
Lineage: Eukaryota; Viridiplantae; Streptophyta; Magnoliopsida; Malpighiales; Euphorbiaceae
Product: myosin-2
Exons: 27
Coding region: 362-4072 (1236 amino acids)
Biological process (GO): actin filament organization; vesicle transport along actin filament
Cellular component (GO): myosin complex; vesicle; cytoplasm
Molecular function (GO): actin filament binding; microfilament motor activity; ATP binding
Source: RefSeq, a predicted model, not a curated record